AAAUGAGACAACUUAUGAAUUGCUUGUCAUUCCCGGUUAUAACAAAGUUUGAUUGCAAUUUCAUUGAAUAUUUUAAUACAAAUAAAUAUAAAUUAUAACAAUGGAGACAAUUUUGGGUAUACGAGGAGAUGAUUUUGCCAUUGUUGCUGCUGAUACAACUCAGGCCCGUUCCAUAGUUGUAAUGAAGGAAGAUGAAAUUAAAAUUCACAAGAUUUCCGACAGUCUUGUAUUUGCUACAAUGGGUGAAUCUGGUGAUACAGUGAAGUUUACCGAGUUCAUUUCGAAAAAUAUUGCUCUAUAUAAGAUGCGCAACAACUAUGAGUUGUCUCCCAAGGAGGCUGCACAUUUUACUCGCAAGAAUCUUUCCGAUUAUCUGCGCAGCAGAACACCCUACCAAGUGAAUAUGAUGAUAGCGGGAUACGACGAAAAGUCGCAGAAAUCCGCUUUGUACUUCAUUGACUAUUUGGCUAAUUCUGUUGAGGUGAAAUACAGCGGGCAAGGCUACGGUGCUAUGUUUUGCCAAAGUAUCUUUGAUAGAGAAUAUAAAAAGGGCUUAAACAAAGAUGAAGCUUACAAAAUUUUGGAACACUGUGUUAAGGAAAUCCAGAAACGACUUGUAAUAAAUCAAAAGAAUUUUAAAGUCUCUAUUGUGAAUAAGGAUGGAGUGGCGUCAAUGCCCGAUAUUAGAGCGAAGAUUGAAUGUAAUUAACUUAUGAACUAAGUUGAUUUUGUUCUUUAUACGAAAUUUUAAUAAAAAUUAAUCGAUUAA
Molecule: messenger RNA, 769 nt
Organism: Anastrepha obliqua
Lineage: Eukaryota; Metazoa; Arthropoda; Insecta; Diptera; Tephritidae
Gene: Prosbeta4
Product: probable proteasome subunit beta type-2
Exons: 3
Coding region: 101-709 (202 amino acids)
Biological process (GO): proteasomal protein catabolic process
Cellular component (GO): proteasome core complex
Source: RefSeq, a predicted model, not a curated record